AAACGCCCCUCUAGGAAAAAUCCAUUUUCGGUCUGAUCUGGAAGUCCUGAAACCGAUUCAAACCGAACCUUGCCUGGUCCAGAGCGGGUCGUUUAUUGGUCUGGCCAGAGCGGGAGGAGGGAGCAGUAGCAUCGCAUUCCCGCCGCCGGUAGUACAUUCCAGAGGCACAGACGGAAGGAGAAAGAAGAAGAAGAAGUCGCCUGGCCAAAGAAGUGGAGCCGAAAGCGAAAAGGGUCGAUUGUAUUCACCGAAAGGAUCAAUCUUUUGGGAAAAUUCCCUGCAUCUGUGUGGUGGGAGCAAUCGGAGCAGAGCUGCAGAAUGGCUCUGUGGAUGGAGGCGGGUGCGGAGCCCAAGACUGAGAGCGAAAUGGUGGACCUUGAUGCCAUCGCUGCCCUCAAAGAGUCUGCUGCUAUCGAGCUCAAGGAGAAAGGCAACGAGUAUGUCAAGAAGGGGAAAAGGCAUUAUAAAGAUGCUGUAGAUUGCUACACAAGGGCGAUUAACCAGAAAGUUCCUAGUGACUCGGAUAACUCGACUCUUUACGCAAAUAGAGCGCAUGUCAAUCUGCUGCUUGGAAACUAUAGGCGCGCUCUUUCGGAUUCCGAGGAGGCAAUCAAGCUGUGUCCUACAAACGUCAAGGCAUAUUAUCGAGCAGUCAAAGCAUGUCUAUCACUGAAUCUGUUAGAAGAAGCCAAGACAUACUGCGAGACUGGACUUGAGAAGGACCCAGGUAAUGAGGAACUGAAAAGGCUUAAUCAGAAGAUUGAUUCUCAGAUUAUGGAGUGUCGAAAGCGUGAAGCUGAAGUUUCAGAUGCUGUUGCUGCUGCUAAGGGCCUCCUUUCAGCAAUUGAGGACCGGAAAUUGAAGAUCGGGAAGGCAAUGUAUCAGGAACUCACGGGUCUGAAAAAGCCCAUCUUGGACAAGAACAAUAUCCUUCAUUGGCCCGUCCUCCUCUUGUAUGCAGAGGUUAUGUCGAGCGACUUCAUUGAGGAUUUCUGCGAGACAGACAUGUUUUCAGCUCACCUUGAUACAGUCUUUUCAGAGCCUUUGCCUUGGGAUACAAAUAAUAAUUACACUCGCGAUGCUAUUGAGUUGUACUAUGAGGUCGGUUCUGCAGUCCCCACGUCAAGGUCGAGAAUUUUAAAGUAUUUCUUGGAAGGAACUGCAGCUGCUAAUGUGGAUCUUGAAUGCGAUGAAGAUUCAGCAGCUGCUACUUCUAAUCAAAAUUUCUCUACAGGAGAUGGUUCAUCCAAGUGGAUGGAAGUGAACGAAAGAAGAACACUCCAUGAUGUUCUCAAGGAGCCUAAUAUGAUUAUCCCCGGAAUCCCUGUGUUCUUUGUCAUCUCGAAAACCUCGAGCUUCUAUCAAGUUUUCAAAUCAGGAAAGUGGACGCCAGGAUUCUGAGGUGCAUAAGACGGAGCUGCAACGAGUUGCUUGAUCGUCUUUAUCAGGGAUUCCAUGCAAAUUGGUCAAGGACAAAAGGAAAACUAUCCCCAUUGAUGCUACGGAUCUCGGACCAGUAGUAGUCUAGGCAAUGUAUCUUUUGUUAUAGCUAUUGAAUCUCAUUGUGCUACUUGGUGUCCCCGUAAUGUUAGACGAAAGUUGAUUGACUCCAAUGUUGGCCCGAGAUUAUAAAAUCGAGACAGAUUAUUAAGACCGAAA
Punica granatum (pomegranate) is the source of this 1659-nucleotide messenger RNA. The record is from RefSeq and is a predicted model, not a curated record. NCBI's taxonomy places the organism in Eukaryota, Viridiplantae, Streptophyta, Magnoliopsida, Myrtales, Lythraceae.